AUAUCUCUAUAUCAGGUAUAAACGGCACAACCACUCGUUCAAAUCAAGCAGUGCAAUUAAAGUUGCAAUCGCGCUUAAAUUCUUAUUCCACGAUCAUUGAUUGCAUUGUAACCGACCGCGUAACAGAUGAUAUUCCAUCCUCUAACGUGAAACGAACAGCUUUCGAAAUACCGCGAAAUAUUGAACUCGCCGAUCCCAAUUUUCAUAUUGCGUCUAAAAUUGACAUAUUGAUCGGUGCAGACACAUUCUGGAACCUCAUAUGCGUAGGACAGAUCAAACCUUCACAAAAGCAUCCGACAUUGCAAAAAACCAGAUUAGGCUGGAUUCUAGCGGGUCGUUUAAACAAUUCCGUAAUGAACUCGCGAAACAUGCAAUCUUUUCACGCUUCUCUCAGCAAUUCCGAAUUAAACGAGCAGUUAAGUAAAUUCUGGCAGCUAGACGAGAUUCACUACAAAUCAAAUAGCUAUACUCUCGAAGAGAGUUUUUGCGUAAAACAUUUCUUAGAAAAUGUAUCGACAAACGAACAGGGUAGAUACAUAGUCAAAUUACCGUUAAAGGAAGAAUUAAUUGUUAGUAUCGGCAAUUCGAGAAAUAUCGCAUUAAGUCGUUUGCAGGGAUUAGAAAGACGCUUCGUCCGUGAUCCCCAUCUCAAGAAACGUUAUUCGGAUUUCAUCGAUGAAUAUCUUACAUUAGGUCACAUGAAACCGAUAGUAGAACAAUCUUCUAACGAAUCCGGAGCCUAUUACUUGCCUCAUCAUUGCGUGUUAAAAGAGUCUGCUAAAAGUACAAAACUUCGCGUCGUAUUUGACGGAUCAUGCAAAACUGAUACCGGCAUAUCCUUAAACGAUUCUAUGAUGAUAGGACCGGUCGUUCAAGAAGACCUUAUGUCUAUACUCAUGCGCUUUCGUAUUUACAUAUACGUAAUAGUAGCCGACAUAAUUAAAAUGUACAGACAAAUAUUGCUGCAUCCUUCGCAGACGAAACUGCAACGUAUUCUUUGGCGUCUCAUGUCCGAUCUAGAUGUUAAGAUCUAUGAAUUACUUACUGUUACAUACGGUACUGCAGCUGCUUCUUUCCUCGCUACAAUGUGCCUUAAGCACCUAGCGGAGAAAUACGCCCACGUCUUUCCCAUAGGUUCGUUGCAUGUUAUACGUAACUUCUACGGCGACGACUUACUUACGGGAGCUAAUACAAUAUCAGAAGCGAUGGUCAUUAGAGAUCAAGUAGUACAAUUACUAAAACUAGCUUCUUUUGAACUUAGUAAAUGGGGAUCUAAUUGUCCCGAAUUAUUGAAUGGCGUGAGCGAUCAAAGCGAGGGUCUCGUACCGUUUGAUAAAGAUUCUGAUUUCCGUAUUUUAGGCAUCCUUUGGGAUCGAGAUGACGAUACAUUUCGUUUUUCGUACAAGCCUAGUCAACAACCUAACGUCGUAACUAAACGUUCGAUAUUAUCUGAAGUGUCAAGAUUAUUUGAUCCAUUAGGGCUACUUGGUCCGAUAAUUGUAAUCGCGAAAUUAAUAAUACAAGAUUUAUGGAUUUCGAAAGUAUAUUGGGAUGAAUCGAUUCAGCAAGACUCUCAUACAAAAUGGCUAAGACUUAAAUUACAACUUCCUUGUUUGAAUCAGUUUCAUAUUCCUCGUUGCGUCGGUAAUUUCGCUAAUCCAAAAUCCACACAAAUUCAUGGCUUUUGCGAUGCUAGCCAACGCGCUUACGGUGCGUGCGUUUACAUUCGCAUGAAAGUUGGUCAUCAAAGAUACCAGUCAAACCUACUUUGCUCCAAAUCUCGUGUCGCACCACUUAAAGCAGUAACAUUGCCGCGACUCGAAUUGCAAGCAGCACUAUUGUUGUCGCAGUUAGUUGAUAAAAUUAGAUCAUCAAUCGAUUUAACAGACGUAGAAGUAUUCUUGUCAUCAGAUUCCAAAAUAACUUUAAAUUGGAUAGCUUCUCCAUCGCGCAAAUGGUCGACAUUCGUAGUUAACCGAGUUGGGGAAAUUCAACGAUUAACUGACAUAAGCAGUUGGCGCUACGUCGCUUCAUGCAAUAAUCCAGCAGACAUUCUAUCCAGAGGAUCAUUUCCUGACGAUCUAAUAGACUCGCACAUGUGGUGGCACGGCCCAUCAUUCUUACUAGAGCCAGACGGCCAUUGGCCAAGCGGGGAAUACAAUUCCUUUGAUGGCGAGAUUCCUGAACAAAGGGUCGUUUGCACAGCUGUUGUAUCCAUUGACUGCGAAGUUAUCGACGACUUGCUCAACAAGUUUUCCAGUGUUAAUAAAAUAUGUCGAAUCUUAGCUUAUUGUUCUAGAUUCACCAAGCCUCAAGAUUCUAUUUCACAAUCCAUCGAGAUUUCUCCAAAGGAGAUUAUAAAUUCUUUAAACAUCAUAUGCAAGGUUGUUCAAAUGAAAGCCUUUAUUAACGAGUAUCAUGCGUUAAAAAAUCAAAACGACAUUAGCAAAUCUAGUUGUAUCCUUUCACUAUCUCCAUUCAUGAGUGAAGACGGCUUAAUCCGAGUCGGUGGAAGACUGAAAAACUCAGCUCUAUCAUUCGACGCUUGUCAUCAAAUAGUCCUUCCUCGAAAUCACAUUUUAACGAAGCGUAUAAUAGAAUUUGAGCAUCAACGUAAUAUGCAUUCUCCUUUGCAAGCUACUAUGGCUGCAGUUAGGCAACGGUUUUGGCCGCUAUCAUUGCGAUCAUCCACUCGUAAAAUCAUUAACAAUUGCGUAAUAUGCUUUAAGGCUAAGCCGAUCUUUUCCGAAACAAUAAUGGGUUCUCUGCCCGCACCAAGAGUUAACGUAUCGCGGCCAUUCUCGCACUGUGGAGUCGACUACGCCGGACCUGUGACUUUACGUGAGGGUAAACGCCGAAACUCUCGUAAUCAUAAGGCUUAUAUAGCAGUUUUCGUAUGUUUCGCCACCAAGGCACUACAUUUAGAACUUGUGAGCGACCUCACUACUGACGCCUUUAUCUCAUCACUCAAAAGAUUAAUAUCGCGACGGGGCAAACCCGAACGAAUGUACUCCGACAACGCGACUACGUUCGUUGGAGCACAAAGACAAAUUAAGGAAUUCUAUGAUUUUCUUAAAACCGAACAAGCGCAGAACUCCAUAGAGCAUUUCUUACGCGAUCAACAAACCGAGUGGCAUUUCAUUCCUCCUAACGCUCCCCACUUUGGGGGCUUAUGGGAAGCUGCAGUUAAAUCCGCCAAGUUCCAUCUCACUCGUAUUGUUGGCACAGCCAACCUAACCUUUGAAGAAAUGUCAACCGUAUUGUGCGAAAUCGAAGCUAUUUUAAAUUCGAGACCUCUCGUCCCUUUAACUUCGGAUCCUAACGACUUAGGCUACUUAAGUCCAGGGCAUUUUCUGGUUGGCUCUCCGUUAAACAGUUUUCCUGCCCGCAAUUUAACAGAUGUUAACACGAAUAAACUGUUGCGAUGGCAAGUAGUAGAACAAAUGCGACAGCAUUUUUGGCAUAGGUGGAGCAGCGAAUAUCUUAACUCAUUACAGGAAAGACAUAAGUGGAAGAUGUCAAAGGGUCAACAAUUGAAACUUGACCAGUUAGUUUUAAUAAAGCAACAAGGCGUAGCUCCAUUGCAAUGGAUAACUGGUCGAAUAGAAGACAUACAUCUAGGUUCCGAUGGAUUAGCGCGUUCAGCGAAGGUCAGAACCUCGAAAGGAUCUUAUGUUAGACCGCUUUCAAAGUUAGCAAUAUUACCGAUAUAA
Messenger RNA from Temnothorax curvispinosus, 3713 nucleotides. RefSeq lists its product as uncharacterized. The transcript has a single exon. NCBI's taxonomy places the organism in Eukaryota, Metazoa, Arthropoda, Insecta, Hymenoptera, Formicidae. The annotation marks the transcript as partial. The record is from RefSeq and is a predicted model, not a curated record. Gene Ontology annotation, biological process: DNA integration. Gene Ontology annotation, molecular function: nucleic acid binding.